UGCGUUCGGUUUUGCUGGCCUCUGCCGCACGCCGUACGGCUCCAACGCUGUGACGGACGACGAAUACUACCGUGUAUAGAAAAGGAAAAGAAAAAAAAAAACAGGCGUCACCGUGUGUGCGGGUUUUCGUGCGUUCGUGCGUGUGCCUACCUCUACGUGUGUCCCUCCCCGCCUGUAGGGGAGAGAAAUGGGAUGUAAACGCAUCGGACAUCCCGCGGUUCGGUGCAUUUUUGUUUGGCCGCCAUCGGUGAAGAUUUUGUGAUCGGCUGAGAUUGCACCCGCCAUUGCACCGCAGUGAGUUCGUUUAAGUUAGUUCUCUCCACCACCUGUCCCUGUUUGGUGUCUUUUCUCGUCAGAGAUAGUUCUCCAACAAAACAAACCAUAACUUUCGUGCACCAGUGACACACCAGCAUCGGCGACUUUAUGGAGUUUAGAGAACUAGUUUGUGUAGAGUAGAAAAGAAGGCAGAUCAUAUACCACUCUCGACGGUUGUGGAGGAAAAUUAAAACACAACAUUGGCCGGGUGUGUGUUUGAAGGUAAAAAGAAAAUCCCCAACUCAGCGGGAAAUGUCGUCCAGUGUGUGAGUGCUGCUCUUUUUGUGUGUCUGCGUGUGUGUAUGACUAGCUUCCGGUUUUCGAAUAGCGAACGAACUGGCAGCAUCCCUUCGUUGCUGAAACCAGCAAGCGCUCCGAGAACACACUCCAUGCUUCCUCUAACCGUCUCCCACAUGAAGCGAAUAGAGUAAGCUAUCGGUAAAAUCGUACGAUAAUCAGUGCACAACUUUUAAUUCAACGAAAAGCAUUUACACUUUCUUAUAGAGGAAUAGAAAUUGGCAUAAUUCUACACCGACCACAGUGCACGUAAUAUACGACAAGCAAUCAUACAGUAAAGUGGAGAUAAAAAGCUACUAGAGGAAGUCGGUGCGAGAAAGAUCAUUUAUCAUUAUUUUCCAAUGUGGUGUUUUAUCUGUGAGUGUUGUGAAAAUAAAUUUGAUCCUUCUAUCUAUUUCUCGUCUAUGAAAAGUGGGAGUUGGUAAAGUGAACUUCUGCUUCCGAAACGAGGAGUGAAAAAUUACGAGCAAUGCAAUAAGAGAAUUGUGACAGCAGCAGCAGCAGCAGCUCCUUGAUAAAACAAAGCAGGCGCUGCUGGAGUGAAAUGGUUGAGUGGCACAAAGGAGAUGAAAAAAAAUCACAUCGCCGGUGAAACCGGGGCGAAAAGUGAAAUGUGAAACACCAUCGGGGUGGAAAGUGUGCGCCCUAAGCAUCAGCGUGUUCGACAAACUGCGCGGAACUGGCCGGAAAAUAAAACGCUGGGCAGUUGGAUGCGAAAAAUUGGGCACCGGGCCGGGAAAUAGAGAGGCGAAAGAAAGAAAGAAAAAAAAAACAAAUGGAAUCAUCUCGAGCGGCGGGUGGAGAAAAAGUCAUCCGAGAUUUGGCUGCAAAGGAGACAACACAAAGCGAAGAAAAGUAAAAACAACGUCACCGGUGUUAAAAGGAAGUGAAAACCAUCGGCCAUAUUGGUGGUGGCGAGUGAAAGAAAAGUAGAAGUGGUUCAAACAUAACCCGAUGGAAAGGUAAAAUCAUUACGGCAACAUUAGCCAACAGAGAGAGAGGUGUGUGCAACCUUGGUGUACGUUUGGGUGAGGUGUGUCGUGUGUACAUAAGAGCAAGCAAGCUCGGGAAGCAGUGAAAUCGUCGUGAGGAAAGUGAUGUGAAGUGACUUUUUUCGGCCAAGUUCGGUUUAGUAGCCCACUCCCACGGUUUUGAUGUGAAGUAUCGUUUCCACAAAUUGUAAAUUACCCAGCGGAAGGUAAAUAGUAGUGGAAAGUGAGUUGAAACAUGAAAUAAAAUGUAAAAAUAGUUUGUGUGUUGAAGUAAAACAUCGGUGUCGUGUAAAAUUUGUGUAAAAAUCUGUGUAAAAAAAAAGAUUGAUAACCAUCGUUCGUGUUCGAUUCUUCGUAGAAAAUAUCUACUUAAAAACUACUCGAAAAGCAAUUCUUCAUACAUUCGGCCGAAGCGCUUUUCUUCUUUCGUCGAGGGAAAAGGAACAUUUGCUACCAUCAUUAUCAUCGUCAUCAACAUCGUCUGCAGUAAAUUGAAUCACAGAUCUGGUUGGAAUCUCAACUCCACUAACUCGGCUGCUACUAAAGGGAUUUACUACGGAUUCACGGUGCCAUGCAAGGCAGAAGGAUGCUUCCAGGGUGUAGCGUUGCGAACCGUUCGCCACAGAGCAGCACGUUGGUCAGCUUGCGGCUUGACCGAGUGUUGAAUCCGAACGACAAAUAAACCUGUUCCAAGAGAAGGAAGUACGAGGAAGCGAAUACCAAUUUCGGAACGAAGUGCAAUAGAAGGAGCAUCAACCGUACCCCGCGGUUUCAAUCAAUCGUAAACUCCAGCGUUUGAGUGGAGUUAUGCAGGACGAAUCGAAGAGUAACCAUUGCAAUCUCUUGGCAAGUGACGUCGGUCACGGAGGACAUUAGCGUGUAAGCGAAAACAACAGUCAUCGAGAGAAAGACCGAGGGAGUAUAAGAAUCUCCGACGGACAAAAGCAAACAUCGGUAAAGGAAGUGUCAAACGGGAGUGAGGAAUCUCCUGUGCAGAGACUUGCAGAGUGUCACCAAUCCUGAUCCAAAUCAACACCUCCCCUUUCGGUUGGUCAUGUACCGUGUAAACAUCGUCAGCGCAAAUCCGACCGUGUCAGCGAGUAGCAGCAGCAGUAGCGGAAGCAGCAGUGGGAGCGGAACGAACGUGAUCCUUCAGCAAGCGCCACAGAUCAUCGGGCUGACCGGUGCAAGCCACACCAUACUGGCAGGGCAAUCGGUAGCGUCCGCUGCCGGCACCACGGCACUGCCCAUCGGCACGAUUGUCAGCAUCCAGCAGCAGCAGCAGCAGCAGCAACCGCAAACAUCGUCCUCGUCGUCCUCGUCCGUUCCCGUGCCAACGGCGACCAUUAUCGGGCUGAGUGCGAGUACGCUCAGUGCACUGAAUGCGGCAACGGUGGCCGCCGGGGGGACGAUAGCGAGCGGUGGCGCAACGAUAACGCCCGUUACGGGCAGCACGGGCCCGGUUGGAGUGGCCGGUACCGCUGGCCAGCUGCUGAAGGUUACGACCGCCGCCGGCAACAACAACAGUAUCAGCAUCCUGAAGAUCGGUGAUGACAUCAUGCUGAAGGCGGUCAAGGUGGAACCCAUCCCGAGCGACACGGGCGGUGGCACUGGGGGUGGUGGUGCUGGAGCUGUUGCAGGCGGAAGUAGUGCCUCAUCCGCAUCCGUUAACGGGAGUAGCAGCACGAGUGUCACUGCCAACACCGUCACCGUGACAACGAUACCAUCCACCAACGGAGGCGGCCAUGUUGUCUUCGGUGGAAAACGAAGGCACGAAAGCAACGAAGAAUGGAUAUCCUCACCUAGUCCCGGCAGCGUGCAAGGAUCCGCGCCGCCAUUGAGCCCCUCGCCCGGCUCGCAGAGUCACACCUACACUACCACCAUGUCCAACGGCUACUCGUCGCCGAUGUCCACCGGCAGCUACGAUCCGUACAGUCCAAAUGGAAAAAUGGGACGUGAAGAUCUGUCCCCGUCGAGCAGUCUCAACGGCUACACCGGCGAUGGGAGCGAGGCGAAGAAGCAGAAGAAGGGUCCGACGCCACGGCAGCAGGAGGAGCUGUGUCUCGUGUGCGGCGAUCGGGCCUCCGGCUAUCACUACAACGCGCUCACCUGCGAAGGCUGCAAGGGGUUCUUCCGGCGCAGCGUCACCAAGAACGCGGUGUACUGCUGCAAGUUUGGGCACGCGUGCGAGAUGGACAUGUACAUGCGGCGUAAGUGCCAGGAGUGUCGGCUGAAGAAGUGCCUGGCGGUCGGUAUGCGGCCCGAGUGCGUCGUCCCCGAGACGCAGUGCGCCAUGAAGCGGAAGGAGAAGAAGGCGCAGAAGGAGAAGGACAAGGUGCAGACGCACCCGUCGUCGUCGCCGGUCAGCACGACGAACAGCAGCAACUACAAGUCGGAGCUGCUGCCGGUGCUGAUGAAGUGCGAACUGCCACCGACCACCGCGAUACCCCUCCUGCCGGAAAAGCUGCUGAACGAAAACCGACAAAGAAACAUACCUCUCCUCACGUCCAACCAGAUGGCCGUCAUCUACAAGCUGAUCUGGUACCAGGAUGGCUACGAGCAACCAUCGGAGGAAGAUCUCAAGAGGAUAAUGAUCAACUCACCGAACGAGGAGGAAGAUCCACACGAAAUCCACUUCCGGCACAUAACGGAAAUCACCAUUCUCACAGUACAACUUAUCGUCGAGUUCGCGAAGGGACUGCCAGCAUUUACCAAGAUCCCGCAGGAGGAUCAAAUAACGUUACUAAAGGCCUGCUCCAGUGAGGUGAUGAUGCUGCGAAUGGCCCGACGGUACGACGCCGAAACCGACUCGAUCCUGUUCGCCAACAACCGUUCCUAUACGCGCGACUCGUACAAGAUGGCCGGCAUGGCGGACACGAUCGAGGACCUGCUGCACUUCUGCCGGCAGAUGUACACGCUGACGGUGGACAACGUCGAGUACGCGCUGCUGACCGCGAUCGUAAUCUUCUCUGACCGGCCCGGUCUGGAGAAGGCGGAGCUGGUCGAGACGAUCCAGAGCUACUACAUCGACACGCUGCGCGUGUACAUCCUCAACCGGCACGGUGGUGACCCCAAGUGCAGCGUCACCUUCGCCAAGCUGCUGUCGAUCCUCACCGAGCUCCGGACGCUCGGCAACCAGAACUCGGAGAUGUGCUUCUCGCUCAAGCUAAAGAACCGCAAGCUGCCCCGCUUCCUGGAGGAGAUCUGGGACGUGCAGGACAUACCGCCGGUCGGGCUCGCGCGACACCAAGAGCUCGUCGCCCAGCAGCAGCAGCAACAGCAGCAGCAGCAACAACAAUUACAGCAACAGCCUGACAAUCCCAAUGCUUCCUCCAUGGCGUCCACGUCGUCCCCGUCGAACCUUCAGCAGCUGGAAAUGGCGGCCCAGCUACAGCAUCUGCAGCAAGUACACAACAAUGGCACCGCCACGAUCGUCGUCGGACCCCCGAACACCAACACCGCCACCAACGGGAACACCCUCAACGGCAGUAGUAGUAGCGGCGGCGGCGGCGGCGGCAGCAGUAGUAGCAGCAGCAGCAGUAGUAGUAGUAGCAGCAGUAGCACAAAUAACAACAGCAGCAGCAGUAGUGGCAGCAGCACUAACAGUAGUAAUAGCAGUAACGGCAACACAAGCAACGGUUUGCUCGCGACCGUCGGGAUGCUCGAUCACCACGUAUAGCUAGUGUAGGACACGGUGCCCGCUGUUGCUGCCACCACCACCGUCGUCGUCGUCGAAGGAGGACAGCAGCAUCAGCACCAGCAGCAGCAGCGUGGACUGGUGGAUGGUACGCUUUACGAAGCGCACCACCACCACCACCACGCGCAUCCGCUGACGGGCCUCGUCGUCUCCGACUCCGACAACGACGACGACGAUGUAGGCGACACCGGCGGCAGCGUCUUUCCGGACGACGACAUUCUAUUUAUCGUAGAGAGCUAAUUUAUUUUACCGAUUACCAUCCACCGGACAAACGCUUAGUAUCGUAAAAAAUAGGUUUUGACGGUUCUCUUACUUUCGUUAAUUUUCAUUACUUUUUUUCGUUUCUUUUUUUUCAUUUACUUUCACCCAUCGUUUGCUCGAACCAGGGUUGUAUGUGUUCGAUGUUACGCUCGUUUGUAACCGAACGUGGCCUAACAAACGAUUAUCCUUUCAUUCCUCUUGCGUGUCACGCGGUUUAAAGUUUUUUUUUCCUUUUCUCUCAUUAUUCAUUAUUAUUUUCGUUUACAUUUAUUUUUCCUACUUGCAUAUUACACCACACUUGGCGUGUAAUUUGCUACCUAAUGCAAAUAUCAAAUCGAUUUGUGAACGGGGGGUUCCGAAACGGGGAAGAAUGCAAUAUUAAACCACUUUUGUUUGUUCGCGCGAAAAGAGUGUGCUGUAGAUAAUCACACCGGAUUCCGUGGUGGGACAACCUUAUGUUGGAAGUGAAGUUGGAAUUAGGAGAAUAAAGAGAAGAAGAAAAAAACAACAAACACACAAAAAGGGGAGAGUAAAAGUACUACUACUAGUGGUUAAGGUUUCCAGGGAGGGAGAGAGAGAGGGAGAGAUGGUACGAAGAGAGAGGUAUCUAUAGUGAAGCGGAAAGAGGUAGGAGGGUUUGCUUUCCACCGAGAAAGGCUAGGGAAUUUCGCCAACGAAGGUGUGUAUUUAAAAACGUAAAAAAAUAAACUAACAAGCUAAGGGGAAACAGUAAGAAAAGUGGUUGAAAAGUAGAUAAAACACACACACACAAUGGAAAAGAUACUAGUUCGAUAGGGCAACCCCCACUACAUCUGUGGAAGAAGGCGAAAGAAGGGAACCACGCAUUUUCACACCGCCAAGAGAAAUAAGGGACCGAUGAGGACGGGCGACUACUUUGCGGAUUAACCGGACACCACCGGGUUUGAUGUCCCGGAGCAGUAGUAGAUUUGUAGAGAGCACAGCUCCCUUGGAUUAUUUUAUUUAUGUGUAUCGUACAAAUUACGAUCGAGUAGUAGAGAGGUCUGCAUCGCAGUAGGCAUGCAGGCUACCACGGUUCAUCGUAAUAUCCCCAUUUUGCUACAUAACGACACAGAACUACAAUAACGAAAAAAUACUGCCAGCUACUAAGCGCUGCUAAGUUUACUUUGACUGCUACACUCUACAACUGCUAUUGUGAACGGCUACUGCCACUGGGGGAACUGCGGACAACGAACCACUGCAACACUGCUAUUACAACAUCAAGAACUACUACUACUACUACUGCUACUGCUGGUGCAGCAUUACCGAAACAAGGAAACCACCGUCGCAACGGCUGCUAUAUUCCAUCCACAUUCACCCAAACGCACUGCCAGAGAUAGUCAGCGAUGACUGGUAGCGACGGACAUAGUUCUAUAUGCCAGGAAAGAAUCAUUCUUUUUCAUCCCUUACCGUUAAAAUAGAAAAAAAAACAAAAGUCGAGAGUGGUGUACACUGUUCGUGUGGCUGGUGUGUUGGUAGUAGGCGACUACUGUUGCCCCCGGUUUCGGUGCGAGGAUAACUCCGGUUAGAAAGCAGCAGGCGUUGCUUUUCCCAUACACCCCCCUCACCCUGUAAACGAGGGAGCGCAAUGAUGUGAAGGUGUGUUGGAAACCUUCUUUCGUAUCGUUUGGCUGUGACUUGUUAAUAUUUUUUAAGAGAAGCAUAUAUAUUAUUAUUACUACAAGUGUAACUAUAGCGUAAAGACCCCCGCC
This is a messenger RNA of Anopheles coustani, 7292 nucleotides long. RefSeq names its product ecdysone receptor. The record is from RefSeq and is a predicted model, not a curated record. Lineage: Eukaryota; Metazoa; Arthropoda; Insecta; Diptera; Culicidae. The transcript has 10 exons. Gene Ontology annotation, biological process: negative regulation of transcription by RNA polymerase II; positive regulation of transcription by RNA polymerase II; cell differentiation. Bases 2659 to 5283 code for a protein of 874 amino acids. Gene Ontology annotation, cellular component: nucleus. Gene Ontology annotation, molecular function: ecdysone binding; zinc ion binding; nuclear receptor activity.